This is a messenger RNA of Myotis myotis, 5707 nucleotides long. It is a transcript of the gene PIP5KL1, whose product is annotated as phosphatidylinositol-4-phosphate 5-kinase like 1. Gene Ontology annotation, biological process: phosphatidylinositol metabolic process. The record is from RefSeq and is a predicted model, not a curated record. The transcript is spliced from 9 exons. Gene Ontology annotation, molecular function: phosphatidylinositol kinase activity. Lineage: Eukaryota; Metazoa; Chordata; Mammalia; Chiroptera; Vespertilionidae. Bases 3207 to 4400 code for a protein of 397 amino acids.
UGUGCUGGACACACGGUAAAGCUGGAACUGGGACAGGUGUUCCAACCCCUGCAGCUCACAGCUGGGGAGUCGUGGAGGCAUGGCCACCUGCCAGACCCCACAGCAGUCUUCAGCACACCUCCCCUGUGUCAGCCCAGCCAGCACGCACUAGUAUUUUAGGGACCCUCAGCCCAGUCCCCUAAAAGCCCAAACCUAUUGUCCAUCUCUCGUACCAGCAGCCCAACUUAGUGUAGCGCUGAGCCAGGGUAGAGCUGGUUCCACUGUGUUCAGGUUGAUUAAUCUGGAACAGGCUCUGCCCUAGCUCCCCAGCAAUCCCUCUGGACAGCCAGUUCUCCCAGUCACAGUGCCUAACGUAAGCCUCCAUCCAUCACACCUUGAAUUUUCACUCUUCCUCCAGUUAGUGGUGGUGUCAUUUUCAGAACAAAGGCCAGCUGUAGGCUCACCUGUCCUGCCCUCUCCUUGUCUUCCAGACCAGGAAGAGCUGCUCACCUGGCCCCGAUGUACUGCACAUGCACCAGCCACCCACCUAAUGUAACCAUCAAAUGUAGUGGCACCUCAAAUUCAUCCUGUCGUCUGAAUUCUCAGACACCCCACCCCCAAUCUGGCUCUCCCCGCCCGCCCCCCAUGCCCUGCUCCCUCUCAUGACUGUCAUUAUCCUGUGUCCCUGACCCCAGCCAGAAGCCUUGGCUUUCCUCCCUGCCUCCAUCCACAAGACCCCAAAUCCUGUCAAUUCUAACACACACCCAGCCACCUGGGUGCAAAGCCACCACUGCCCUAAAUCACGGAGGGCUUCCUUGUCCUCUCUGCCCCUCCUUUCAAGCACCGGGCUCUCAGGCGGUGCUGAUGCACUCCCUGAAUGACAGUCAGUGACCUUUUUGAGACAUCUGAGCAGCCCUGGGCAGUAUGGCUCAUUUGGGCAUCAUUCCAUGCACCAGAAAGUCGCCAGUUCGAUUCCCAGGCAGGGCACAUGCCCAGGUUGUGGGCUCAAUCCCUGGUGAGGGGUGUGCAGGAAGCAGUCCAUUGAUGUUACCCUCUCACAUUGAUGUUUCUCUCCCGCUCAAGAUAAAAACUAUUCUUAGAAAAACAACACUAAAACAUUUGAGCAUCUUUCUCACUCAAUGCUUCUCCGAGCCCCCACCCCUCUCCCUACAUGGCCAACAAGAGCCUGCAUUGCUCGCUCACUCCACCCACUGCCAUGCUGGCCUUUCGUUUCCUGGCACUCACCAAGGCCCUUUGCACAUCCUACUCACAUUGGUCCAACCUAAACUUACCAAACACCAUGCCUGGCGCUGGUACCCCCUUCUAGGGGGAGGUUUAGUAAACAAAUGAACAAGACAAUCUGACAGAAAAUAAACAAGGUCAUGUGAUCAAGAAUGAGGAGAGGGGCCCAGCCGGUGUUGCUCAUUGGUUGAGGGUCACUGUUCAACUCCUGGUCAGGGCACACACCCGGGUUGUGGGCUCGAUUCCCAGUAGGGGGCACACAGGAGGCGGCCAGACAAUGAUUCUGGUCAUUGAUGUUUCUGUCUCUCCCUCUCCCUUCCUCUCUGAAGUCAAAUAUAUAUACACAUAUAUGUAAUCUCGACCAAGGUGCAGGAAGGAAUACGGAAACGGAAGUCUGAAGAAAAGGAUUUCAAGCAGAGGGAACGGCCCGGAGGCGUGGGAGUUUUCGGUGGCCAAGGAAGAGCGGGAAUCCCUGUGGCUGUGCGGUGGGGGGAGGGAGAGUAUAUUGGGGUGGGGCUGGAGAGUGGGCAAAAGGGCCUGGGACCACGGGGAGGGGUGAUGGCUUUAAGCAAGAGAGUGACAUCACCCAAUUUUAUGCUUUCAAACAUCUCGCUGGCAGCUGUGUUCCUCUCAUUCACCACUAAACCCCGGGGCCUAGCACGGCUCCUGGCCCAUAAUGUGUGAUAAAACACACGUGUUGGAUAAAGGCAUGCCCCACACUGUGUGACCCCGAGUGCUGGUAGUCAUUCUCUCUCUAGUCUAGACCUUGGUUUCCUCACCCGAAAGACGGGUUGAUGGGAAUUUCACGCCCGAGUGGGUAGGGGGACUGUAUCUAGCUCACCCCCCUCCCCAAGCGGCGCCCGAGUCCUCCACCCCUAGGGAAAAGAGGGGUGUCCUCCCUCCCAGGGACCUGAUACCGCGUCGCGGCCCCAACCGCCCUGCACCGCUGGCCGAAGGAUGCUGCAGCUCCGGGGGCGGGACCAGCAGGCGACUGCCGGAGACUCCAGCUCCGAUUGGGUGCCGCCGUGAACGGCAACGCGCGAUUGGUCGGUCCAGAAGCAGGGGCGGGGCCUGGCUCCUGCAGCGGGGUGGCGGGGCGGCUGGGGAUGCGGCCAGAGCCCGGGAAGCUGCUGCGGGGGCCAUGGCCGCCCCGAGCCCGGGGCCCCACGAGGUAGGUGCGGACCCGAGAGAGGAGAGGAGAGGGAAGGGUUAGUGAGUACGAGCCGGGCCUCCCCUCUCCGGGCGGGGUGGACACACCCCCAUCCAAGCUCAGGAGGGGUCCACUGGGCGGCGACCAGGACACGCCCCACGUGGGAACCGCAGGUAUGAAGGGAAAGUCUGUCAAGGAUCCCCCGAGAACUUGUUCAGUUUUUUCGCAGGGAAAAUGGAGAUGAUAGUAAAAGCUUCUCCUUCGUAGGGCUGUUAGGAGGUCAAGCUCUCAGCCAGGGCUGGUCACAUGGUGGGUGCCCACUACGGACGGGUCAGCGGCUGAUCUCAGCUUCGUGCUGAUCUUCCGGGCUGGCCUGGAGGGGCUCAGCACAGAUGAGUGGAGUACUUGGUGCUUGGCUGAAUCCCUUGGCAUCACGGCUCCUAUCAAGGGUCCCUGUGCACAGAGCUCAAACCCAACAGUAACCGCAGCUAUUAUCUGCCGCGAUGUUAUAGUUCUCGUUCUGCAGAUGAGAACACCAGGCCCCGAAGGUUAGGUGACUUACCUGAGGCCACACAACUGGUGAGAGGAUGUCUGGGGCCCGGUCUGGCUGCAGAACUGCCUGCUCUGACCUACUGCUAAUGAUAACCAUCACUCUGUGUUGGAUGCUGACUGCACGUCAGGGGCUGUGCGGCCCGCAUAGCACCUAGUGAGCUGGGUACCAGCAUUAGCCGCAUUUUACAACCGAGGAAACUGAGGCAGAGCGAGCUAAGAGGAGGGCUCAAAGUAGUGGAGGUGGCACUCAUACCCAUGUCUUUCCCCUCUGCGAUGCUGCCACAUGCUCAAUGCUUCUUGUGCCUUCUGCCACCAGGUCCUGGCCCCCUCUCCAGAGGCCGGAGGCAAAGUCAUCACCUCACGUUCUGGCCGCCGGGGCCUGCUCUGGCGUCUGCGAGACAAGCAGCUGCGCCUCGGCCUGUUUGAGAUCAGCCCGGGACAUGAGCUGCACCGGCUGACGUGUAUGAUGCAGGCAGGGCUCUGGGCUGCCACACAGGUCUCCAUGGACCACCCGCCCAGGGGUCUGCCCACUGAGGACGACUUCUCCGAGGUCCUGACCCAGGUCCACAAGGGCUUCGAGCUGGGCACCCUGGCUGGCCCUGCCUUCGCCUGGCUGCGCCACACCCUAGGCCUGGCCGAGGAGGACUAUCAGGCCGCCCUGGGGCCCGGGGGCCCCUACCUGCAGUUCCUCAGCACCUCCAAGAGCAGCGCCAGCUUCUUCCUGUCCCACGACCAGCGCUUCUUCCUGAAGACCCAGCGGCGCAGGGAGGUGCGGGCGCUGCUCGCCCACCUGCCCCGCUACCUGCAGCACCUGCAGCGGCACCCGCACUCGCUCCUGGCGCGGUUGCUGGGAGUGCACAGCCUGCGGGUGGCCCGGGGCAAGAAGAAAUACUUCAUCAUCAUGCAGAGCGUCUUCUACCCCGCUGGCCUCAUCGCCGAGAGGUAUGACAUCAAGGGCUGCGAGGUGAGCCGCUGGGUGGAGCCGGCCCCUGAGGGCAGCCCCCUGGUCUUGGUGCUGAAGGACCUCAACUUUCAGGGCAAGACCAUCGACCUGGGGCCCCAGCGGAGCUGGCUCCUCCGGCAGAUGGAGCUGGACACCGCCUUCCUCCGGGACCUCAACCUGCUGGACUACAGCCUCCUGAUGGCCUCCCAGCACCUGCAGGAGGACGAGAGGGGCCCAGGCGGCAGCCUCAUCUUCCGCACAGCCAGGUCUGUGCAAGGGGUACAGAGCCUGGAUGAGCCGGGAGCGCAGAACCUUCGGCUGCUGCCUGAUGGCCCCAACGCCCUUCACAUCUUGGACGGCCCGGAGCAACGCUAUUUCCUGGGCCUUGUGGACCUCGCCACCGUCUACGGGCUCCGCAAGCGACUGGAGUACCUGUGGAAGGCGCUGCGCUACCCCAACCGGGCCUUCUCCACCGUCAGCCCGGCUCUCUACGCCCGUCGCCUCUGCCAGUGGGUGGAGGCGCACACCGAGUGACCGGCGCGGGGCCGCGCUCUCCCCAUCUGGACAAUGGGCACAGGCCCGGAAUGCAUGUGCCAGCUUGGUCGGGCUCCCCCAGCCUGCUGUUCCUCCAGCGGGCCUCCAGAGGGCAGCAUUCUCCAACUAAUAUGACAACCUUAGUUAAUGGUGAUGCUGUGCCUGGCUGGUAUUUUGCCAGGGACUCGCCAUAUUAGCUCAUUUUAUCCUAAAAAAAAAAAAAAAAAGCUAUUAUUCUCUUUUCACAGACCAUGAGAUGGAGGCUCAUGGGGUGAAGGGACUGAGCAAGAUCACUCAGCAGUAAAUGCUGGAACCAGGACUCGACUGUGCCUUUUGCACUCAGGAGCCUGUACCAGCUCCCACAGCCCUGUCCUCAUGCUCUCAGAAAGGGGGGAGGCUGAAGGCUCCAGCCCCGGCCCUUUGUCAUACAGAUGGGGAAACCGAGGCCCAGAGAUUUUAAGGGGCGUAUGCACGGGUAAGUGGCAAGGCUAGCCCCAGAACUCCAGGCCUCCCUAUCCCUUGCCCCUGGCUCAAGGAGACCCCUGUGGGUCUCCUGCCCUUUAAGGAUGCAGGUAGGAGAAGGUGGGGUAUCGAGGGGCCUGCAGCUCUGGGAAGCACUAUGUUGAUCUUGAGUAAGCUCUGCCCUCCUCUGAUAGUCACUUUCCUCAUCUGAGAAAUGGGGGUAGGGGUGGUGGGCAGACCAAGGGCCCUUGCCAAACACACAUCACCAGGAGCAGAGAAGCAAAGUGUCUGCAUAGCCCCUGACCAUUCCUUCUCCCUCCUCCAGGAGACUCCAGCCGGCCUCUGACCUCAGUCCAAUCCGACCAUGCCCAAGCCGGCCUUUCCUCUAGUGCUGCUCUGGGGCCUAUGUGACCAGGGCAAGGUGUUAACCUUCUCUGUGCCUCAGCGGUCUAAUCUGUAAGAUGGAAGGAUGAAAAUGGACCUCAUUCACGAAUUAAAUAUUUAUUGAGCAUCUGUUAUGUGACAGGCUGGGCUUUGGGGACCUGGGAGUGGAGCACAGAUUUCACCUUCACAAAACUCACAGUCUGGGGUGGGGGUGGGAGGUGGUGACAAAAGCGCCCUGGUGUAACAAAACCUUGUGGAGGACCAUGGGGCCAUGGGGCUCAGGGAAGGGGCCCCACCUCAGUAGUUGAUGGGUGGGGUUGUUUCUAAUCUCUAAACUGAGAUCAGAAGAGUCAGCUGUCAGGCGCUGGGAGGGUCCCAGGCUAAGGGCACAGCAAAGGGCUGGGGUGAGAGAGUGCCUGACAUCCUAUGUAAUAAAAGGGUAAUAUGCAAAUUGACCAGGA